Molecule: messenger RNA, 1618 nt
Organism: Neocloeon triangulifer
Lineage: Eukaryota; Metazoa; Arthropoda; Insecta; Ephemeroptera; Baetidae
Exons: 6
Coding region: 240-1040 (266 amino acids)
Source: RefSeq, a predicted model, not a curated record
UAAAGACUGGUAGUUCACUCCGCGGGAGAGGACGCGAAGGGGAAGGUAAAGAGGGGCACAUCUCUUUUUAUUCACAAGAGUGGUGUGUUCAGUGCAUCUGGUCGCUCGACUCGACGGUCGGUCGCUGGGAAGCCUUACAGAAGUGGAGUCGCGGCGGAAAGCGUAGCAGCACCACCACGUCCGACCCCGUCGUCGCUCCAGACCGAAAUUCCGUUUCCGCCCUGCAUUGAGUUCAAACUAUGGCCACUGCGAUGGGACGAAGGGCACAUUUAGGCAUGUCAAUUGUGUGUGGCAGUUGCAAGCAGAGAUUUCACUCUGUGAUCGACCUUCAAAGGCAUAGGUCUUUCUCCCUGUGCACAGAAGCAGAGAGAUAUGGAUGUCCGCACUGCAUUCUGGACUUUGAGGUGCGUGAGGUUUUGCGAGACCACAUGAAAACGCACGAGGUGCCCAUGCAGAUCCCCCAGCCCAUCAGGCAGCUCCCUUCGCCUGUCGAUAAACCGGCAGCUGCAGCUAAUCAGGAAAAACAGCCCUCGCCAACAAAGCCUGCUGCAGCAAAGAAAAUUGGCUUUACUAAAAUCCGCUUUGAGGACUGCAAGAGGUGCGACGAGUGCUCUUGUAUUUACCUUUACGAAAAGGACUACGAGAAACACAUGCGCAACUUCCACAGGAGAAAAGAACUUCGAAAGAGCAAAAAGUUGAAAAAGGGGUGUCGAUCUUGUUGCAACCAAUGCAACUGCAAGGAUGAUCAUACAGCACCAGUCACCGUUGAGACCGAAAGAGGGAACAAGAACCUCUUUCACUUCAAUAUCAAAGACCGCUGGAGCAAAGUGGUUUCAAAAAGCAUUAUGGAUGUUUGCAAUGAGCCACAGCUUGACGAGGAAAUGAUUGUCGUCAAGGAAGAGCCUCAAGGCGAAAUUGACCUGACCCAUCUUCUCAGCCAGGUUGAGGUCAAAAUUAAAACCGAAGUGGAAGACUUCUUUGAGCAAAACCUCCUACCAGUGCCUUUGUCACAAAUCAAGACUGAACCCUUUGAGCUGUAAAGAAUUUUUAUGUUUCAAAAUCAAAUUCUCAAUUUCAGUCUUGGUAAACAAACAACAUUCGCAAUUAUUUAAAUUUUCCAUUCGAGCGUGUGAGACUUGUCAAAUUCAUGCGUGUAAAACUUGUUGUUUUAUCCUUGGAACAGCGUGUGAAUUCAUUUGUGCCAUAGUACACAGAUACAUAAUUAUUUGAUUGUGUUUGCUCUUGAUUUGUGUAAUAAGAUAAUGAAGUGUCACGAAUAUUAGUUUUUUCAAUGGAGAGCUUAAACUUAAUUUAGCAUCGCAUGAUUGCCAUUUUCAAUGGACAAGUACUUAAUUUUACUAUAAAAAACUAGUUUUCUCUUUCUCCAUAGUUGGAACACUAGUCAUCAAGUGCAGAACAUUAAAAGAAAAGUUGCUCUCUAUAUAUUAAGUAGUGAAUGAGCGAGAUUGCUGAUUUUAAUUUAUUGACAAGUGGCCGAGUGAAAAAAAUCUGCCAAUUCAGAGAGGUUGUGGUAAAUAUACUGUUACUUUCUCAUCUCUCUUACCAAAAACUGUGUUCACCUGAUUAAAAUUUGUUUAAAACCAAUCUUGGUAAUUUA